Molecule: messenger RNA, 2709 nt
Organism: Pristis pectinata (smalltooth sawfish)
Lineage: Eukaryota; Metazoa; Chordata; Chondrichthyes; Rhinopristiformes; Pristidae
Product: ubiquilin-1-like
Exons: 11
Coding region: 226-1851 (541 amino acids)
Biological process (GO): ubiquitin-dependent protein catabolic process
Cellular component (GO): cytosol
Molecular function (GO): polyubiquitin modification-dependent protein binding
Source: RefSeq, a predicted model, not a curated record
CAUUGCGUCAUCGCCGCCUGCUGAGCUCCGGAACGUCAUCGUCGAUCCGAUCCGGCCCGACAGAAACAAAUAUCAUCGCCGGACCGCUGCCACCAGCCGCCGCCCCUCGGCUGUGUCCGUUUAAUUUUUCCUGCGGUUUCGGCGAGCCCCCCCUCCCCCCGCCCAUUUCCCGUGGUGCCGCGGUGCAAUGAGGAAGCUGGCCGGUUGUUGACAGGCGGCUCCGGGAUGGCGGAGAGGGCUGCGGGCAGCGGGCCGGGCCCGGCGGCCGCGACCAUCAGGGUCACCGUCAAGACUCCAAAGGACAAGGAGGAGUUUGAGCUGGCGCCGGACUGCACCGUGAAAGAGUUCAAGGAAGAUAUAGCCAAACGGUUCAAGACACAGCCAGAGCAGCUUGUACUAAUAUUUGCUGGAAAAAUCCUUAAAGACCCAGAUACACUUGCCCAGCAUGGAAUACAGGAUGGACUCACAGUUCACCUGGUAAUCAAAACUCAAAGCAGACCCCCUGAGCAGCAGAGCCAAUCUGAUAGCCAAAGGAACACUGCUGCCACUUCAGCACCUUCGAGCAGCACAGGCUCAACUACCAGUACCCUUGGUGGAUUAGGAGGACUCGCAGGUUUGAGCAGUUUGGGAUUAAAUUCAUCCAGUUUCAUGGAGUUACAAAAUCAGAUGCAACGUCAGUUAAUGUCAAAUCCAGAGAUGAUGUCUCAGAUCAUGGAAAAUCCAUUUGUGCAAAACAUGCUGUCAAACCCAGAGAUGAUGAGACAGUUAAUUGUGACAAAUCCACAGAUGCAGCAGUUGAUUCAGCGAAACCCAGAGAUCAGUCACAUGCUCAAUAACCCAGACAUUAUGAGACAGACUCUGGAGCUUGCUCGAAACCCAGCUAUGAUGCAGGAAAUGAUGCGGAAUCAAGACCGGGCACUAAGCAACCUAGAAAGUAUACCAGGUGGUUAUAAUGCCUUGAGGCGCAUGUACACUGACAUCCAGGAGCCAAUGUUGAAUGCUGCCCAAGAACAGUUUGGAGGCAACCCCUUUGCAUCUUUGGUGAAUAAUCCUGAUGCAGGCAAUCAGCCAUCACGGAUGGAGAAUAGAGACCCCCUGCCCAAUCCAUGGGCUCCGCCAUCAAGUACACAGGUGCCUACAAGUACAACCACAAGUGGAAGUACCAAUCAGUUCACAACGCCAGGUCUGGGAGCUGGUUUGGGAGCAGGAUCUGGUAUGUUCAACACACCGGGUAUGCAAAGCUUAUUGCAGCAGAUCACAGAGAACCCACAGCUAAUGCAGAAUAUGCUCUCAGCACCUUAUAUGAGGAGUAUAAUGCAAUCUCUAAGUCAGAACCCUGACCUUGCAGCACAGAUCAUGCUGAACAAUCCUUUGUUUGCGGGAAACCCUCAGUUGCAAGAUCAAAUGAGGCAGCAGAUUCCAAACUUUCUGCAGCAGAUGCAGAACCCUGAAACAUUGUCUGCCAUGUCAAACCCAAGAGCUAUGCAGGCUUUGUUACAGAUUCAACAGGGUCUGCAAACCUUGUCUACUGAGGCUCCAGGUCUUCUACCAGGAUAUGGCAGUGGUAUUGGAGGAAUUGGCAGUGCUCCCCCCAGUACCAAUGAAAAUACAGGUGGCACAGGGGGAACUGAUGCUGGACAACAGUAUUUUGUGCAGCAGAUGUUGCAGGCGUUGGCUGGAUCAAACACGCAGACUUUGACUCCAAAUCCUGAAGUUCAGUUUCAGCAACAACUUGAUCAGCUCAAUGCAAUGGGAUUUCUGAACCGUGAAGCCAAUCUUCAAGCCCUAAUAGCAACUGGUGGAGAUGUCAACGCUGCCAUUGAGAGGCUACUGGGUUCUCAACCAUCUUAGCAACCUUUUUGCAGCUUGCAAAGAAAUUGUAAUUUAUUUUUGAUAUAACAGCAGUUAAAUCUUAAAAGCUCUUUCCAGCUUGACUUUUGAGAUUGGGUUGUAGUUGGAGAUGAGAUAAUUGAUGCAUUAUUAUAUGUGAAUUCAGAGGCAUUUGUACAGCACAUGAGCCUUAGGAUUUGAUGGAAGAUAUUGCAUGCAUAACAAUUUUCUUUGAGUUUGUAAUUCUUAAGCAACCUAGUUCAGCAUUUGAGUUCAUGUGAAUAUUUUUUCUUUGGUCUGCCCUGAAAAUCUGUUUAACCAGUAACUCUUGAUAGCAAUUUGUAUAGAAAAAAAGACUUGCAAAAGAUGCAUCAGAAAGUGAUCACAAGCUGCAAUGUCUGACAACGAGUUGUGUAUUGUGAACAAAGCAUGCAUUAUGGCAAAUAACAUCCAAAAGACUAAAUACAGAUUACCACUGAAUCUAAUAUUUAUUAUUUUGCUUUACAUGCAAAUAAUGCCUAGAAAUGUAGUGCAUUACAUAUUAUUUCACCAGAAAAUAUUCAAGUAACCUUUCUAGUCUUGUUGAAUGCAAUUGCAGUGGUUUUGAGCUUCCUAAUUCUGGAUGACUUCAAAUCUUUGUGCAGCUUUAAUGAGCACCUUAUUCUAAACAGUGUACUUUGACUACAGCAGAUCGGCUUUGGCCAGUAAAAUUCUUGCAUACUGUAUGUGCGUUAUAAUUUGGGAUGUCAUUUCUUUUUACAGUGUCAUGUGAUAUUAAUCUAAUUUCUCUGAACUGCCUUGUACAAAAUAUUUAACCUGUCAGUUUUUAUCAGUAGUAAUUAGUUAUGCACAUAGAUCAUUAAACCAAUUAAAAAUAAA